Molecule: messenger RNA, 1204 nt
Organism: Lactuca sativa (garden lettuce)
Lineage: Eukaryota; Viridiplantae; Streptophyta; Magnoliopsida; Asterales; Asteraceae
Product: rac-like GTP-binding protein ARAC1
Biological process (GO): small GTPase-mediated signal transduction
Molecular function (GO): GTP binding; GTPase activity
Source: RefSeq, a predicted model, not a curated record
UUUUAUAACAAGAUUUAACCAAUAAUCAACCCCAUCUUCGUUGGCACAACAAAACACAAACGAGCAGCAUUUAGAAUUCAGAGAGAGAGAGAGAAAGAGUUCAUCUCCACCACCCAUCGAACGCUUCAAGGGCAUUGUUUUCAGGCUAAAAUAAGCUAAACAACCGUGAAUUUGUCAGAGUGAUCGGAAGAGGAAAUAAAAUAGAAGAUAGAAGAAGAAGAAUAAGAAGAAAAACGAACAACGGGGUUUCUUGACCUGGUGUGUUAGUCCGUGAUCAGGUCUUCUGAGCGAAGAGAAGAUCUGAGGCUCAAUUGAAGAAAUAUGAGCGCUUCUAGAUUCAUAAAGUGCGUCACAGUCGGUGAUGGCGCUGUCGGGAAGACCUGUCUCUUGAUUUCCUACACCAGUAACACCUUCCCCACGGAUUACGUCCCAACUGUAUUUGAUAAUUUCAGUGCCAAUGUCGUUGUCAAUGGUGCCACUGUGAAUCUUGGCUUGUGGGAUACUGCUGGACAGGAGGAUUACAACAGAUUAAGACCAUUGAGUUAUCGUGGAGCUGAUGUUUUCAUUUUGGCAUUUUCCCUCAUCAGCAAAGCCAGCUAUGAAAAUGUUUCCAAAAAGUGGAUUCCAGAGUUGAAGCAUUAUGCCCCUGGUGUCCCGAUUGUUCUUGUUGGGACAAAACUCGAUCUUCGGGAUGAUAAGCAGUUCUUUGUAGACCACCCUGGUGCAACCCCCAUAACUAAUGCUCAGGGAGAAGAGCUAAAGAAGACAAUUGGAGCACCUGAAUAUAUUGAAUGUAGUUCAAAAACACAGGAGAAUGUGAAGGGAGUUUUUGAUGCUGCGAUAAAAGUCGUUCUUGCCCCUCCAAAGUCAAAGAAAAAGAAGAAAGCGGGUCAAAAGGCUUGCUCUAUAUUAUGAUUGGAUGUGAGGUCAAUGGAGAGAAGACCUAGCUAUGUUUUUUUUUUUUUUUUUUUUUUUUUUACCUUUUUGCCCCUCUUUUCUCGCUCUUUCAAAGGAAGUCAUCGAGGCUAACAAAGUCAAAAGAAAAUUGUUAUGGAUGGAUUCAUUUCUGAAUUCUCAUAUAUUCAUUAAUUUGUAUUUGAUCUUUUUGAUUCUUGGAGAUGCUCUUUAUGUACUAAUCUUGUAGUUGGCCUAAAUGAUAUGCUUGUUAUCAUCUUCUUUAUGCAUUUUCUUGUUGAUUUGUUCA